GUCACGUUCACCCUCUCACCCUCUGCUAUUCUUCGGUGUAAUGAUGCAAGUUGUCGUAUUUGUUCAGGAGAGAUUUAAGGCAUUACCAAUGGAGUUAUCAAUGUAGAGGAUGCCAAUAUCAUGCUCAUGCAAAUUGCGCAACAAAGACCAAGGAAAUCGAAACUGUGACCGGAGUUGAGGUACUUGAUAUGACCAAUCUAUUUCACUUGCCAAUGCCUGACGAAUCAGUUAAUCUAUUCAAUCAAUUUGUAGAGCAACUCAAUGUCCCAACAGUCAAUCUAAUCGAUCAAUUUGUGGAGCAACUCGAUUUGGAACACGCAAGCAAUAAGAUAGAAGCAAAGCUCUACAAUUCUAUUCAUAGCCAUCCAUUGAUCCUUUUCGAUGUGGAUAGUGAAGAUAAUUUGUGUUCUAUGAGCAAACUAUCUAUUCAUAAUGAUGAGCAGAAAAAUGAAAAAAUAUGUGAUGCUUGUGUGCAACCCAUCUCGGUUCCAUUUUAUAGUUGUAGUCAUAGUCAAUGUGACUUCUUUAUGCACAAAUGGUGUGUCGAGCUACCCAUUGAGAUACAACACCCAUGUCACCCACACCCUCUCUCUCUCGACAAUAGGAGCAGUUAUUUUGGAUGGUUUACAUGCAGAGGUUGUGGCAAACAAUGUAACGGAUUUACCUUUCAAUGUACUACUGAUGAGUGCAAUUUUAAUGAAACUUUCUACCUCGAUGUGAAGUGUGCUUCCCUACUGAGCUACAUUGUGCACGAAUUUCAUGAGCACCCUCUGCGCCUAAGGCCCAAUUGUACCAUUGAAGGUUGUGUUGCAUGUGAUCGAUGUAACUCAACAUUUUCAUACGGAUGUGGAAUUUGCAAUUUUCACUUACACAGCAAUUGUGCUUUAUUACCGCGUACAAUUAAGCACAGGUAUGACGAACAUCCCUUUUCCCUUAUUUAUGCUCCUAUUAAAGAUGGUCCAGACGAAUACAUUUGUGAAUUUUGUGAGGAAGACAUUGACCCAAAGUGGUGGUUCUAUCAUUGCAUCGAUUGCGACCAAUCUGCUUGUGCUAAAUGCAUUUACAAGGAGGAAAAAGAAUAUUCAAAUAUCAAGUUGGGGAUAACUAAAAAAUUUAAUAGUCACCCACAUCCCCUUGAUUUGGUUCAAGUGGUGAAUAAGAGCUCGAUAUGUGACAAGUGUGAACAAAAAAUUUUUGGGGUUGAAAAUGGGAUAGCCUAUAUGUGUGUGCAGUGUAGCACUAAGCUCCAUGUAGAUUGUAUUCUCUUCCACGAGAUGUUUUGUAAUACAUAAGUAACUUGAGUAAUUAACAGUGCAUACAUUUAUUGACUCAA
Messenger RNA from Camellia sinensis, 1333 nucleotides. Lineage: Eukaryota; Viridiplantae; Streptophyta; Magnoliopsida; Ericales; Theaceae. The record is from RefSeq and is a predicted model, not a curated record.